CUGCGUCCUCCUCCUUUCGCCCUCCCCUCUGCGUGCUCCCAGCUCGCAGCACUCUCUCGCCCUGCCUUUUAAAGAAAGGGUACGGCAUGAGAGCUGUCAGUUUGACAGUGGACGGGACGUAGAGAGGAGGUGUUGUUGUCUCGUUCAAUUUUUUUUUCUAUUUACCCCCAAGGACCCAUACCGUCGUCGUCCCCCGUUCUUCUUUCUUUCUGUUUAAAAUUGCACGUCAGUUACCUCAUCUCGGUUAAAAUGUACAGGUAUCUGGGGGAGCUGCUCACCCGUGGAGCGAGCGGUGCGCUGGCCUCGGGAUGCGUCGACUCCGCUUUACCGGCUUCCGCGUCCUUGAUGCGGGUCCGCCGCUACAGCGAAGCCGUCGGAGAAAAAGAAGACGACCCCAACUUUUUCAAAAUGGUCGAGGGCUUCUUCGACCGUGGCGCGGCCAUUGUAGAAAACAAACUGGUGGAAGACCUCAAGACCAGAGAAUCGCCGGAGCAGAAGAGGCAUCGCGUCCGGGGAAUACUUAAGAUUAUCAAGCCUUGCAACCACGUAUUGAGCGUGUCUUUCCCUAUAAAGCGAGAUAACGGAGAAUGGGAAGUGGUCGAGGGUUACCGUGCCCAACACAGUCAACACAGAACGCCCUGCAAAGGAGGUAUUCGGUACAGUUUGGAUGUGUCUGUGGAUGAGGUGAAAGCCCUGGCCUCCCUGAUGACCUAUAAGUGCGCCGUAGUGGAUGUGCCGUUUGGUGGAGCCAAAGCUGGUGUGAAGAUCAACCCCAGGAAUUACUCGGACAAUGAGCUGGAAAAAAUUACCAGGAGAUUCACCAUCGAGCUGGCCAAGAAGGGCUUCAUUGGACCUGGCAUUGACGUCCCCGCCCCUGACAUGAGCACAGGGGAGAGAGAGAUGUCCUGGAUCGCUGACACCUACGCGAACACUAUCGCCCACAGUGACAUCAAUGCCCACGCCUGUGUAACCGGAAAGCCCAUCAGCCAGGGAGGCAUCCACGGGAGGAUCUCAGCCACCGGCCGCGGCGUGUUCCACGGCAUCGAAAACUUCAUCAAUGAGGCCUCCUAUAUGAGCCAGCUUGGACUCACCCCCGGCUUCCAGGACAAGACCUUCGUCAUUCAGGGUUUCGGGAAUGUGGGCCUGCACUCCAUGCGGUACCUGCACCGCUACGGUGCCAAGUGCGUGGGCGUCGGAGAGGUAGACGGGAACAUCUGGAACCCCAAUGGCAUCGACCCCAAGGAGCUGGAGGACUACAAGCUGCAACACGGCACCAUUGUGGGCUUUCCCAACGCCCAGCCCUACGAGGGCAACAUCUUGGAGGCUGAGUGUAACAUUCUGAUCCCUGCAGCCAGUGAGAAGCAGCUGACCAGGAAGAACGCCCACAACAUCAAAGCCAAGAUCAUCGCUGAAGGUGCUAACGGCCCCACCACCCCUGAUGCUGACAAGAUCUUCCUGGAGCGCAAUAUCAUGGUUAUCCCGGACAUGUACCUGAACGCCGGCGGUGUGACCGUCUCCUACUUCGAGUGGCUGAAGAACCUGAACCAUGUCAGCUACGGUCGACUGACCUUCAAGUACGAGAGGGACUCCAACUACCACCUCCUGAUGUCAGUACAGGAGAGUCUGGAGAGGAAGUUUGGCAAACAGGGAGGGCCCAUUCCAGUGGUCCCCACUGCUGACUUCCAGGCCAGAGUCGCUGGAGCUUCUGAGAAGGAUAUCGUGCACUCUGGUCUGGCCUACACCAUGGAGAGAUCUGCCAGGCAAAUCAUGCGCACAGCUCACAAAUACAACCUGGGGCUUGACCUGAGGACAGCGGCUUACGUCAACGCCAUCGAGAAGGUCUUCAAGGUGUACAACGAGGCCGGUCUGACCUUCACAUAGACGCGUUGCCCCCUGCUGACCGCCACAUCCUGGCACCCCCCCCCCCCCCCAAUACAGCCUUUACAACAUAUCCUGCGUUUACAUGCGAUGCCACGUGCCGUUUCUAAGUCGCCAUGCAACCCGAUGGCAUAGCGCCCCCUCCCCCCCCCUCCCCUGCCCUGUCCCCAUUUGUGUUCCAGCCAGAUCAAGGCAAGUGCCAUGACACCUCGUCCCUCGUCCCUAAGAUCAGCCCCCGAAGCCUGGCCUGUACGCAUAGUCGCACCCCCGCGCUGGCCGACAGCCACACUGUGACCCCGAGAUCCAUCUGCACCUGCUCACCAUGCCUUUCCAUCCUGUCCACCCCAUGGUGGGACUGCAGUGCUCUCUCAUGGACAUUUCCACCAAAUGUCCCCCCCCAACCCCCCUGAUAAUCAUGGCUUUGCUGGCCCUGCCAAAGUGCCCCUCUCCCCCUGAGUCAUCCAAAUGUUUUUAGCAAGUCGUUAGCGCACACCGGCUACUCUUAUGGUGUCUGUACUUUGUUGUUGUUGUGGUUGUUUUUAUUAUAAAUAUGAUAAUUACAUUUUUUUGUUAACAUCUGAGAUUUUGUGCCGCAAAAAAAAAAGACUUGUCUUGACAGCUGACAAAGAUGCAAAAGAAAACGGCACCCGUGGAAGACAGCGAGGAUUGCAGUGUCAUGGGAACACCACACCGCUUUAGCUUCCUCCAUUGUGAGAUCUUUUUAGCAUUUUUAGCGUACACUGUGUCACCCUGUGGGAUUUGAGCCAGGAAUAGCCGAGGGUUUUUUAAAAGACAGCACUGAAGAUGCCUUAGAUGUAGCAGUCAGGAGUUCAGGUUUUUAUUCGAAACCCUUAUGUUCACUUCUUUUUUUGGAAAGCCAUCCCAAAGUCACCUGAGAAAUUAAUUUAAGUUGCACUUGGUGCACCUGUUGCCCAUUGGCUCCAAACAUCCAAUAAUGUCCAGUCAUGUCUAUUACUGUGUGGUGUCUCUAAGCCAGCUCUGAGCGCCAAACUGGUUUAAUUCUGAAGCUAAGUGUCUGAACAGGUACUGAGACGGGUACUGAGGUGAGAGGAAUACACUUGGGAACAAGCAUCCAUUUUUCCUGUUUUUUUUUUUCUCUGGCCAUGUGAGCCUUGAGUUGGAAACUGCUUUGGGGAAAUUUGUAUUUUUUUUUUUGGUUGACAACAAUUAAAAG
Megalops cyprinoides (Indo-Pacific tarpon) is the source of this 3073-nucleotide messenger RNA. Its product is annotated as glutamate dehydrogenase, mitochondrial. The record is from RefSeq and is a predicted model, not a curated record. Gene Ontology annotation, cellular component: mitochondrion. The transcript has 13 exons. The coding region runs from base 250 to 1881 and encodes 543 amino acids. Lineage: Eukaryota; Metazoa; Chordata; Actinopteri; Elopiformes; Megalopidae. Gene Ontology annotation, biological process: L-glutamate catabolic process. Gene Ontology annotation, molecular function: L-glutamate dehydrogenase (NAD+) activity.